This is a messenger RNA of Venustampulla echinocandica, 657 nucleotides long. RefSeq lists its product as uncharacterized. The transcript is spliced from 4 exons. NCBI's taxonomy places the organism in Eukaryota, Fungi, Ascomycota, Leotiomycetes, Helotiales, Pleuroascaceae. The record is from RefSeq and is a predicted model, not a curated record. The coding region runs from base 1 to 657 and encodes 218 amino acids.
AUGGCUGCUGAAACCGACACAUCUCAAGAUGCCAUCACUAGAGAAGAGAUCGCAGGGACGGCACCAUCCCCAUCACCGUCGUCCACCCGCAACGCAUUCACCACUCUUAUGGCUCCAAAGUCCAAACGACCAUCGGUGCCUCCUACUUCAUCCUCCAGUAGCAAGAAGAGAGGCGGCCCCUUCUUCAACCCUCGCAACAACCUAGGAACUUACAUCGCGCACCCUGAAACCGCCAACCGUGUAAUAUUCCAUAACCCAUCCUUCGUCGCAAUCCACGACCUGUACCCCAAAUCGAGCGUGCACACACUCCUUCUCCCGCGCUCUGCAGAGUAUAACCUUCAACACCCCUUCGAUGCCCUCUCACACCUCGAAUUCCUCGCCCAAGUCCGCGCGGAAGCAGAUAAACUCAAGGACAUCGUAGCAAAAGAACUCCGACGUAUCUAUGGGCCCUAUUCAGCGCAAGAUUCCAAACGUGAGGCUAUCUUGUCGGGGGAAGUCGAUCUGCCUGAAGGUGAAGAACUUCCCGCAGGCCGCGAUUGGGAGAAAGAGGGGGAGUUUGAGGCGUGGAAACGGGUGGAUCCGUUUACAACCAUCUCUAUGCCAGUUGUAGGAAGACCCACAAACGACGCCGCCUCAGAGAUGCCGCCUCCUCCAUAG